AUGACGAUGAAGCAAGGAAGCACGCACAGACUCAUAUUCUGGACCAAGCUUCAUCAAGAGUUGAAUGAACCGAAAGUGCUCAAUCUUGGCCUAAUAUCGAUGCUGCAAAUAAUCCUAAGCUUUCUUGACAGUGUUCAUGCGGCGAGGUUGAAUCUGAAUGGACUUGGAAGAGCUUGGGCAAAUGAGCUGAGCCGUGAUUGGACAUUAGCGGCGGCUGCAGACUGUGGAAAGCUGUACAGCGAAGCCGAGCGGAGGGUGGCUCAGCUUGUCGAUGGAGUCGACUGGUGCCGUGACGACGCGGUGGCGUGGCUCGGCGGCGUCUUGGCUAGCCACGCUAGCUGCUUGGAUGGGCUUGAGGAAUCUGGGCGGUCGGAUGAAGUGCAUCAUCCGACGGCUGAGAAUUUGACACGGGUGAGUAAGGAAGCGCUGGCGGUUGCUUGGAGAAGAUGGAAGGGGAUUUGUGGAAAUAAAAAAGAUUUGGGGAGAAGUGUAAGUUCGGAGGGAUCGGAAGGGAUUCUGGCGGCGUGGAAUCCGGCGACCUCGAAGGCGGACGCCGUCGUGGCUCAGGACGGAUCGGCGCAGUAUAAGAUGAUUGGCGAUGCAGUCGCGGCGGUCGGAGGGAAAUGGGCGGACCGGAGAGUGGUGAUUUAUGUGAAAUCGGGGGUUUAUAAUGAAAGAGUGGAGAUUGGGAUGGAGAUGAAGAACCUGAUGCUCGUUGGCGACGGAAUAGAUAAAACUAUCGUCACCGGGAAUCGGAACGUCCGCGACGGCGCCACCACGUUGAGUUCAGCGACAUUUGGUAUUUCCGGCGACGGAUUUUGGGCGAAGGACAUAACCUUCGAGAACACGGCGGGGCCGGCGAAGAAUCAGGCGGUGGCGGUCCGAUCGAGCUCCGAUUUAUCAGUUUUCUACCGGUGCGGAUUCCGAGGGUAUCAGGACACGCUCCUCGUCCACUCGCUCCGCCAGUUCUACCGCGACUGCCAGAUUUCCGGCACGGUGGACUUCAUCUUCGGCGACGCGGCCGCCGUGUUUCAGAACUGCGAAAUUCUCGUCCGGAAGCCGCUGGAGCACCAAUUCAACACGGUGACGGCGCAGGGGAGAGACGAUCCGAAGGCAAACACGGGGAUUUCGAUCGUAAACUCGCGGAUCGCGGCGGCGGAGAAUCUUCAGGGGGUUGAGAGCUACCUCGGGCGGCCGUGGAGGAUGUAUUCAAGGACGGUUGUGAUGGAGACGGAUCUGAGCGGAGUGAUCGCCGGAAAAGGGUGGAAGGAGUGGAAUGGGGAUUUCGGAAUUUCGAGUGUGUAUUAUGCAGAAUAUAACAACACCGGAGCUGCGGCGGAUACCGCCGGCCGGGUUUCAUGGCCGGGAUUCCAUGUGCUCACGGAUUACGGCGAGGCUAAUGGCUUCGGCGUCGCGAAUUUCAUCGGCGGGGAUUCGUGGAUCCCGGCUACCGGCGUGCCUUUCUGGGGUGGACUGUAAAAGGGUUAGGGUUCAACUAUUGAUCAAAAGUAAAAGUAGCUUCAUGACUUAAUUUUUUAUGGAGGGAGAUUGCAUUAAAGAAUUAUUUUUGUUGAUUGUGAAUUUUUUAUCUUUUACUUUUAAAUAGGAAUAAAGGUAUAUGUAUUGACGUUAUGGUUACACACAUGACGCAUCAUAGGCAUAGCGGGCCAACAAUAGGUCUUGCCUAGCCUACCAUGUAUAUGGCUUGUUUUUGUUGGA
This is a messenger RNA of Andrographis paniculata, 1719 nucleotides long. RefSeq names its product probable pectinesterase/pectinesterase inhibitor 36. The coding region runs from base 1 to 1479 and encodes 492 amino acids. The record is from RefSeq and is a predicted model, not a curated record. Gene Ontology annotation, biological process: cell wall modification. NCBI's taxonomy places the organism in Eukaryota, Viridiplantae, Streptophyta, Magnoliopsida, Lamiales, Acanthaceae. The transcript is spliced from 4 exons. Gene Ontology annotation, molecular function: pectinesterase activity; pectinesterase inhibitor activity.